AUGUUCAGCUCCUCGAAACCUUACACGGCCGUCACAGUUCAGAUCGAGCGGCUCACCGGUGAGCAAUACGAGGUGGAUGAUUCGAGUGGAAUCGUGGACCUGAUCGAGGUCAUCCGGAUACAAGCUACAGGGCCAAGAGAGGCGGGUCGCGCACUUCGAAAGAAGCUGCAGUUACGGGCUUUGACCAUUCUAGACUACCUAAUUCAAAAUGCUGGAGACAGGUUUUUACGAGAAUUCGCAGACGAGCCUCUUCUGGAACGCUUACGAAUUGCGGCCACCGACCCGGUCUCGGAUCCCGAAGUGAGAGCGAAAUGCAAGCAGCUUUUUGGACAGUGGGCGGCCACGUACAGAGACAAGCCUGGAAUGGAGGGAAUCACGGCGCUCUAUAGACAGCUUCCAAAACGGAAGCAACCCGCGCGACAAGCACAAGCCAAGGUUCUCCGGGAGACGGCGCCCCAAGAGGAAGUGCCGAUGGGGCAUUCUGUGUCAAUAUCUGUCGGGGAGGGACCGUCGACGCUUCUGAGUUCGCCAACAACAACAAAGCCCAAGCAGUCCAAGCGCAAUUCGACAUCGAGCAUUCUCAGCUCAUCAUCAAAGAAGAAAGACAAGCGAUCUGGUCCAAAGCCAUUCAAUUUUGAGAAGGAGAAGCCGGAAAUCCUGCAGACGAUUGCAUCCGCCUCGGUAGCGAGCACCAACCUGUUGAACGCACUCAAACUGGUCAACAGGGAAACCCGCCGGGUAAGCGACGACCCAGAGGUGAUGACGCAGUUCGAGCGAUGUAAACAGCUGCGGCGCCAAGUCCUGCGAUACAUCCAGCACAUCGAAACGGGCGAUUUACUCGGCAGUCUGAUCCAUGCCAACGAAGAGCUGGUCUCGGCACUGAUGGCGUUUGAGGUUCUCGACAAGAGCGUCGACUACGACAGCGACAGCGAGGAGGAAUACCAAGGGCGCUCGCCCACGCGCGGUCUCAACGAGGGCUUCGCUGGCCUUGUCAUCAAUCCGCCCAAGCCCCCACGGCCGCCACGGCCGGCCAGCAUGCCAUAUUUCCCGAAACAAUCCUAUCAAACAUCCCCGUUCGUUGGAAAUGAGCUGGAGAGCGCGAGCGAAACGGACGAAGAAAAGGAAAAGGAAAAGGAUGACGAUGACGACGACGACAACCCGUUUGGAGACAAGAAUGCAGUCCACACGCCUGCUGUGGAAAUGGCGCAGCCAACGUGGCAAGAAGCGUAG
Molecule: messenger RNA, 1230 nt
Organism: Rasamsonia emersonii CBS 393.64
Lineage: Eukaryota; Fungi; Ascomycota; Eurotiomycetes; Eurotiales; Trichocomaceae
Product: VHS domain protein
Exons: 4
Coding region: 1-1230 (409 amino acids)
Biological process (GO): endocytosis; actin cortical patch localization; actin filament organization
Cellular component (GO): actin cortical patch
Molecular function (GO): ubiquitin binding; phosphatidylinositol binding
Source: RefSeq, a predicted model, not a curated record